Molecule: messenger RNA, 3168 nt
Organism: Saccharomycodes ludwigii
Lineage: Eukaryota; Fungi; Ascomycota; Saccharomycetes; Saccharomycodales; Saccharomycodaceae
Gene: NPP2
Product: nucleotide diphosphatase/phosphodiesterase NPP2
Exons: 1
Coding region: 1-3168 (1055 amino acids)
Biological process (GO): nucleoside triphosphate metabolic process
Molecular function (GO): ribonucleoside triphosphate phosphatase activity; nucleoside triphosphate diphosphatase activity
Source: RefSeq, a predicted model, not a curated record
AUGUCAAACGCCAGCAAUAAUAUAGAUCGUGCGAUAGGUGAUGAUUUAACUUUGGAUAUACAACAAGACUUCAAUAAUAAUACCGGUAUCAUCGAUGACGAUAUAGAUGAUGAUUUAGCCUUGGAAAAUGAUGACUUCAUGAAUAGCAAUAAUGCUAAUCACAGCGUUACUAAUGAACAUGUUCCACAAGUAAAUCAUCCCAUCUUAUCCAAAAUAAAUAACCUAUUUUCCAAUAUAAAUUCCAUCGCAUUUAAUUCUAGCAGGGAAGGGGGUAGCCAUGGCAAUAUUUUGGAUAACAGGAGGAAAAAUGUACGUAAAAGCACCAAAAGAUUAUUUGACAGAAUUCAUAACACCGACAGUACUCACGACCAUGACGCCGAGGGUGGAAUUGAAUUGUACAAUUUAAAUGGUGACAAAAAUGACAAUUCUUUUGACAUGGACUUUGGUGGUGAUGAUGAAGAAGAUCCUGAUUCAUUUGCCGAUGAAGCGCAUUUCCGCAAUGUAUUGUAUAGAAACAGAAGGAAGAAGAAGUUAUUAAAAAUAGGACUUUACUUAGGCACCACUAUUUUAUUAUCAACGAUUUUUCUAUUAUUAAUUUUAUCUAUAACUAAAAAUCCUAAUGGAUUGUACACCCAUAAAAGUAACAAUUUAAAUGAUGAACCUACUUCCACGGAUGACUCUAAAGAAGGAGAUGGGAAAGGUGGAGUGAAUGACGAUGAAAACGAUGAUGAUAUAGCCUUUUUCAAUAAAUACAACAAACUAGAUCCGCAUAAACUAUAUUCUAAUGGUACUUUGGAAAUGUAUCCAUUAACAAUUUUUUUAUCGAUCAGUGGGAUGAAUCCAAUUUACAUUAAUAAAUGGGACACACCGAUUUUGCAUGGGCUGUACACUGGUAGAAAUAUAAAUGAUAUUUUAACGGACUACUACUUUUCAGAAGAUGAACAGAUUGAUGAUAGUGGUAACACAGAACGUUCCUUUGUCGAGAAGAGAGAUGACAAUAUCAAUUGGUGUGGUGUUUCUACUCCAUACAUGAUUCCAUCCUUCCCAUCUUUAACAUAUCCUAAUCAAUGGACGUUGCUUACUGGUUUAUACCCUAAUGAACAUGGAAUAGUUAAUGAUGAAUUUUACUACAAUCCGAAAAUAUUAUUGCCAGCACACAGCAGCAACUUGAACAAAAAUAAAAACAAAAAAUCUGGUAAGAAAUGGGUUAACUUUAAUGGGUAUGAUACUAAGAACGAAAACAAUUAUUACCCUGAAUUGUGGAAGGGCGAAAGUGUAUGGAAUACAGUUCAGAAACUAUAUUAUGACGUUAACAAUGGCUAUGGGUUUAAAGUUGCCGUUGAUAGUGGAUGGCCGGGUGCUACAGUGGUUCAUAAUUUUAGCAUUAACAACUUUAUAGUUGAUAUUGAUCAAAAUGCUAAAAAAACUUUGAAUUCUAAUGUUACCGAGCCAUAUUACUUAGAUACUUCUAAAGAUACCGAUGAAAAACUAAAUAAUAUUUUCAAAUAUAUUGAUGGAAAUCAUGAUCCAUUACAAAGACCAGGACUAAUUUUGAGUUAUGUAUCUGACUUAGAAAAUUUACUCCACCAAAUUGGUGUUCCCACUUUUAAAGAACGGGAACAAAAUACAAAGAUAUAUGAUGCAUUUGUGAAUAAGUUGGGUGAAAUUGAUUAUUUUGUUGGUGAAAUUAUUGAAAAUAUAAUGUUGAGAAAUCUAUCUCAUAUUGUAAACUUGGUGAUAGUGAGUGAUCAUGGCAUGAGUUCUAUACCUAAAAUUGUACAUAAGGUAGUUAACACUGGUGAAGAUAUUACUGGUAUAACCACCGAUAAUGAAUCCAGAGUUUUAUACUGGAAUGACUUAUUUCGGACUAAGGAAGAUAAGAAAUAUUUAAAGUUAAUUGAAAACGUUUCUGGAUACCCACAUCUGGCUAUUAGAGUGGUUGAUGAUGACGAUGACGACGACGACGACGACGAUGAUGCUGAUGCUGGUGCUGAUUCAGAGGAUACAAAAAAUAACAUAGAAGAUAGCGACAAUAGGCCUGAAGAACAUCAUGCUACGAAAAAUGAAAAAAAACAGGCCAAUUUGUAUAAGGUGUAUUCAUUUUUAAAGAAAAAAUUUGAGAGUGAUACUACUGAUCCAUUCUUGUCUUCACAUUUCCAUGUUUACCAAAGGGAAAAUAUCCACGAAUUUGAACUGAGUAAAUAUCUGGGUAAUGGCGCUGAUUCUGAUGCAAGUAGCAGUACCACAAACAACAACAAUGAUGACAGAAUUGCUCGACUAUGGAUUAUAGCUGAUCCAGGAUAUUACAUUUCAUCAGACAAAAACAUUGGUAACAAAUACUGGAAUGAUAAAAAUAAAAUUACAAAGAAUUUGAAGAGUAAUGAGUUUGGUUGUUCCGGGUACGACUAUCAUUCGAUUGAUAUGAGAUCAUUAUUUGUGGGAUAUGGUCCGUAUUUUGAAAAAUAUAAUCAUCAUCGUGAUGUUACUGGUGCUGACGUACGAAGUAAUAUAAGAUACUUGAAACCAUUUAAAAAUGUGGAAAUUUAUGAAUUAUUAUGUCAUAUGAUAGGAGUCUCUAAGCCUAGUCCUAAUAAUGCUACAUUUAAAUACCCAUUAAGAAAUUAUAUCAAUAAAAACAAUAUUUGGAUUAAUAACGAUAAUAUUACGAGUUCAGUUUAUGAUGUGGAUGAAUUUGAGUAUAUACUAGAUAUAUUCCCUGAUAGUUCGUAUUUGGAGUUAUGGUAUGAUUAUCACAAUGAUUUAGGUGAGGAUGAUAAUACCGAGGAGGAAAUGGCUGAGCAACAACAAGAGGGAGAGGGAGACUGGGAAGAAGGAUGGGAAAGUGACCAAGAGGAGGAAGGAUGGGAAGGAGGCGAAGAAGAGGGAGAAGAGGGAGAAGAGGGAGAAGAGGGAGAAGAGGGAGAAGAGGGAGAAGAAGAAGGGAAACAAGAAGAUCAGGAAGAAAACAAUUCUGUAGAAGAACCACAACAAGAUAGUGACGAUGAUGACACCGACAAAUUAUCGACAUCUUUUAGUUUACCUAAUAUAAAUAGCAUACUCGGAGAAUUAAGCGAUUCAGUCAGUGAUAUAUUUCAAGAUGCAUGGAACCAUACCCAGAAAACAUGGGAUGAAUUAGUUGAAGAAGCAGAAGGAUUAAUUGGUGAGUGA